Messenger RNA from Colossoma macropomum (tambaqui), 3475 nucleotides. It is a transcript of the gene bcl3, whose product is annotated as BCL3 transcription coactivator. NCBI's taxonomy places the organism in Eukaryota, Metazoa, Chordata, Actinopteri, Characiformes, Serrasalmidae. Gene Ontology annotation, molecular function: protein binding. The coding region runs from base 1078 to 2937 and encodes 619 amino acids. The record is from RefSeq and is a predicted model, not a curated record. The transcript is spliced from 9 exons.
AUAAGGCGAGACCAAACACUUUAGAGAAAGAACUACAGAGAGCCGAAAAGCCUCUCUUGCACUACAUGUUGCGUUGCAUUCAGAGCGAACGAAACCGUGAGCGUGAUCUACAGGACAAACGCUAAACUAACACAACACAGCACAAACUGCAGGGGGAACGAGUGAUAUCUGGUCAGAUCCAGCUGCAGCGUUGACUAAUCACAAAAAGCAGCCCACCUCAGACGGACUGGGGCGUAGCAGCGAGAGUAACCUCCGAAUGCUCUGUGGGUGAUGACUUAGUCUCGACAUGCCUCCGGGAGUCACAGUGAUUUCACUACUUUCCUCAUACAGGCAGGGAGUCAGCUGGUUAUGAACUUGAUGACCGCUGGUCAAAUUGGGCGAGCAGCCUACAGUUCUCUGCUCAAUCUGCUGAUAGAACCAUCAUAUUCAAUAGAUCACAGUAGAACGGAUAGAACUGCGGCUGUAUGUAUUCUAGCGCGGUGUGAGCUACAGCUGAUAGCAUGGUGGUUUCGCUUUGUAAGCUCAUAGCAACUAAAUAAUCGUGUGAAAAGGGGAAGCCCCUAGCGUGCGUGUGUGUGUGUGUUUGUACGAGAGAGACAGAGCGAGAAAAAGAGAGAAGCUGACUUCAGAUUAAUCGAGGACAUCUCAACGUGUGCAGUGUUUUCAAUCUUGUCUCAUUCUAUACUGAGCACUGAGCAUUAGCCUCUAGCAAAGCGGUGUACUUUCUUAUGCACGUGCGUCACAUUCGCGAUCAAAGCUAGAACAGCUUUGUGAGAAUGAGACAAGUUUUUUUUUAGUUUUUUUGUAACAUUGAGUUUUCACUAGAUUAGUGAACGUCUACUGUUAAACUCUUUGCGUGACUUAGUUCUGAGUGCUCCAGUAACUAAAAGAGUCCAUAAGACUGAAAAAAGGAAGCUUGUAGUGUCAGUUCGGUCGUUUUUUCUUCUUUAUUUUAUCAAACAGCAGCUGUAACACAGACUCAAUGCCAUGGGCUGUCCUGGACAGCUGCUGCUGUGUGGACGGGUAGGAGUGUGUUAAGAUGCCGGCGGGCUGACUGAGAGCGAGAGUUUUCUGACCAUGACCAUGAGCGGUGACCGCACCGAGCCGUCUGCGCCGCUCGACCUGCGGACCAAAGGCAGAGAGCGCGUUGGCGGCGGCGGCGGCGGCGGCGGCGGAGGCAGUCGAGGGGAGGCGGACAGCAGCCUGAGAAGCUCCCCUGCAGCGUCCCCCGCCGUCAGAGCGGACAGCGGCGCGCAGGGGGGCAUCGAGCCCUCCCCAACGAAAUGCGCCAGUGAGCCAGCGAAGCCAUCUGCCUUCAAACUUCCGAUAAGAAAACGGCCCUUACCGGUGGACUCAACAGCCGCUGAUCACUCGGAGGCAGAGCCGCAGACAGACUCUACAGGAAGCCCGAGUCCUGUGAAAGUGACCAGGUACAACAGCGCGCACAACGGACUGAGCACAGAGUCGCGGCCGCACCGCAUCACGCCGAGUCCGGUGGUGACAGGAGCGCACAGACGCAGCCACGGUCACCAACAGCACAGCGCGCCAGGACACUGUAUCGUCACAGAAUAUGCGUGCUUCUCAUCUUAUCCAUAUGCGAGUGUACCCCUUUAUCUCUAUGAGGAUGCAGAUCGGCUGCUGAAUGAGGUUGCUUUGGCAACACGCCAGGACGAAGAUGGUGACACGGCUCUGCACAUUGCUGUGGUUCAGGAGAAGGAGGCAGUAGUUCACAGGCUGAUCCACAUUUUAUGCCGGGCUUGCAAAGACUUGGACUUAUAUAAUAACCUAAGACAGACUCCUCUACAUUUGGCUGUAAUCACUCACCAGCCUGCUGUGGUGGAGGCUCUCCUGCAGGGUGGAGCUGACCCUGGAGCACUGGACCGUAAUGGUCAGAACGCACUGCAUCUUUGUUGUGAACACAGCCAGGACAGGUGCCUGUCUGUAAUUCUGGCCCACCUUGCCCACUCCCCGUGCUGCCCCUCUGCCUUCCUGGACAGCAGGAACUAUGAAGGCUUGACCCCGCUCCACCUCGCUGUUCAAGAUGGAAAUAAAAAGCUGGCCAAAAUGUUACUGGACAGUGGAGCUGAUAUCAAUGCAGUGGACAUUAAGAGUGGCCGCAGUCCUCUGAUACAUGCUGUGGAGAACAACUGUAUGGAGAUGGUCAACUUUCUCAUUGAGAAUGGCUGUAAUGUGAAUGCACAGUCAUACAGUGGUAACACAGCCCUCCACAGUGCCUGUGGCCGUGGCGAGGUGGAAGCUGUCAGAGUACUUCUGAAGAAUGGUGCUGACAGCAGUUUAAAGAACUACCACAAUGACACUGCCGUCAUGGUGGCCAAAAACAAGAAGGUUUCUGAUGUGUUGCGUGGGAAGACUACUCGUGGCCACACUCUGAAAACUCAGCACAGUUUCAAUGGUGCUCCAUCUCCAAACAGCUUGAGCCAUUCUCCACUGGCCACUCCCAACCUUCACCGAAGUGCUUCUGUCUCUCCUUUAGCUUCACGUAUACACUCACCACACAGUCAGUCUGGUGAAAGCAUGUCAGGAAACCAGUCACCAACGGAAACUCAGGAAAAAGAUGACUUACAAAGGAGACCAAGGACAUUUCACGAUAUGGCAGCAGAUAACAGAGCAGACUAUGGAAUGUCUAUUCAUUCUUUUCCCUAUUUCCCCACACCUCGCUAUGACACCCUUAUGCCUUCUGCUAAUGUUCUGUCAGGUCAUACUGCUUACUAUCCAGCUACUUUGCAAAGACAUCCUUAUCCCACUGACACACGGUUGAUCCUCUUACCAGCUAGUCUUGGAAGAAGUGAGCCACCUGUUUCUCACGGCCUACCCCCAACAUCCAUUGCCACACAGUCACGGCCCUCCAGUCAUAACAGCGACCAAUCAGAUAUGUCUAAUAUGAGUGUGAGCAGUGAGGGAAAAGGCAUAAGCUGAUUAUGACCAACUAUAACCUUCUGCUUUGUCUAUACUUGCACAUGUUGCAUUUUCUUCUGCACUGUGAUGAGUAACAAAUGCUUAUAAUGGUGAAUAAGGAGUAUGAAUAGAUGUGGCAGGCCCAUCUUACAAGAUGUUUUUUCUUCACUGUAGCCUAUAAUUUAUGGUUAAUAAAUGUUUGCAUUUUGAAAACAUUGUUAGUCUGAGAGAAGAAAUGUAGUUUCAUCCAUAAAAGUCCAUUGUGUAUAAUCAUACUCUUUACCACAUGAAUAAGCACUGACUGUUCAUAUAUUUAUUAAAGUUACAGCUGUGAAGGUGCAUCAUUUAUGAAAUGGUGUGAAUAUGUUAUGAAUUCUCACUGUUUCUAAGGUCACUGAAAAUGACGCUUUUUCAGUAAUUCGAGUGGAAAGUCCCUCCAUAACAGUUACUGAUUGUGAAAUAGCUUUUUGUGCAUGUAGUUAUGAACUCUGAAAUGAAUAUGUAAAUAUAAAAACAUCAAUUACUGAGAUGGAAAAUAAAUUUUUUUUAUAGAUUUUCA